Messenger RNA from Danio aesculapii, 1872 nucleotides. RefSeq names its product SCAN domain-containing protein 3-like. The record is from RefSeq and is a predicted model, not a curated record. The transcript has a single exon. Bases 1 to 1872 code for a protein of 623 amino acids. NCBI's taxonomy places the organism in Eukaryota, Metazoa, Chordata, Actinopteri, Cypriniformes, Danionidae.
AUGGAGAAGUUUUUAAAAAGGACAACUGCAAACUCCGAAUUGGGUUCUGUACAAGAUUCUGACCCGGAUGAAGGCCCUAGUAUUAGUGGUGGGAAAAAGAAAGCAAAGACGGUGAGCUCAAGGCAAUAUAGUGAAAGCUAUCUUUCGUAUGGAUUUACUUUCACCGGGGAUGAGACGACACCUACUCCAUUAUGCCUAGUGUGUGGCGAGAAGCUAUCCAACAGCGCCAUGGUGCCGAGCAAGCUUAAACGCCAUCUCCAAACGAAACACCCGGCGCUUCAAAACAAGCCGACAGACAAUUUUGUUCGCCUGCGUGUAAAUACAGAGAAACAGGCAAGCUUUAUGAGAAAAACCACAAAGGUAAAUGAGAAAGCGCUAAAAGCUAGUUACCUAGUAGCCGAACUCGUUGCUAAAUCAAAAAAGCCGCACACUUUGGCAGAGACAUUAAUACUACCUGCCUGUAUAGCCAUUGUCAACGAGAUGCUCGGCCCCGACGCAGUUAAAGGCAUAGCUAAAGUCCCGCUCUCUGAUAGCACAAUUGCCAGACGUAUUGAUGACAUGUCUACAGACAUCGAAAGCCAUGUUUUGGAAAAGAUACGCAUCAGUAGGAAAUUUGCGUUGCAAGUUGACGAGUCUACGGAUAUUAGUGGACAUUCUCAGCUCUUGGCUAAUGUGCGUUUUGUGGAUGGAGAUUCCAUUAGAGAAAACUUCCUAUUUUGCAAGGCACUGCCAGAAAAAACAACUGGAGAAGAAAUUUUUCGGGUCACAUCGCAAUAUCUGGACCAGGGAGGACUUACGUGGGAAAACUGCACAAGUGUUUGCACUGAUGGAGCUGCAGCCAUGGUCGGGCGCACCAAAGGCUUUGUGAGCAGAGUGAAGGAAAAAAACCCAGACCUGAUUGUUACGCACUGUUUUUUGCACCGUGAGGCCCUCGUUGCUAAGACUUUACCAGCAGAACUGGUUCCUGUGUUGGACGAUGUGGUGCGCAUAGUGAACUUUGUAAAGACACGACCUCUGAAAAGCCGUAUAUUCGCAUCUCUGUGUGAGGAAAUGGGAGCGGAGCAUAAGGUCUUAUUGCUCCAUACGGAGGUCCGAUGGUUGUCGCGCGGCAAAGUGCUGGCCCGUGUGUAUGAGCUGCGAGAGGAACUUAAAAUGUUUCUGACAAAUGAGAGGUCUGAUUACUCAAAUCUGUUUUCAGGUGAUGAGUGGUGCUCAAAGCUGGCAUACCUGGCUGAUAUAUUUUAUCAUCUGAAUGAACUGAACACAAGGAUGCAGGGCCGAAAUGAAAACCUGCUUACAAGCACAGAUAAAGUAAAUGGAUUCCGUUUAAAGGUCCACCUCUGGCGACAACAUGUGCAACGUGCCAACCUGGAGAUGUUCCCACUCACAGAGAAACGGCAAAGUCCCACUGCUGCACUGUGUGAGGUAAUAUGUAAACAUUUGAAAAGUCUGGAGGAGAAGUUGUCAUUUUAUUUCUCUUCAGCCUCCACUGAAUGCUUUGACUGGGUUAGGGACCCAUACAGCUCAGCAUCAGUUGUUGGAAAGGACAUGACUUUACAAGAGCAGGAGGAACUAACUGAACUGAAACAGGAUCGAGGUUUAAAACUAAGAUUUGCUGAUCUUCCUUUGGACAGUUUUUGGUUGACUGCUGCCAAGGAGUUCCCCAUUCUGGCCAACAAAGCUGUUCUGACAUUGCUCCCAUUUUCCACAACAUAUCUGUGUGAGCUGAGCUUUUCAAGCCUAACUUCUAUAAAAACUAAAAACAGAGAGAGACUGAGAGCUGUUGAAGAAGAGCUUCGUGUGUGUCUUUCUUCUAUUCCUGCCAGGAUAUCGGCUUUGUGUUCAUCCAAACAGGCCCAGGUUUCACACUGA